Molecule: messenger RNA, 775 nt
Organism: Epinephelus fuscoguttatus (brown-marbled grouper)
Lineage: Eukaryota; Metazoa; Chordata; Actinopteri; Perciformes; Serranidae
Gene: ak1
Product: adenylate kinase 1
Exons: 7
Coding region: 176-757 (193 amino acids)
Biological process (GO): nucleoside triphosphate biosynthetic process; ATP metabolic process
Cellular component (GO): cytosol; cytoplasm
Molecular function (GO): AMP kinase activity; ATP binding; nucleoside diphosphate kinase activity
Source: RefSeq, a predicted model, not a curated record
GGCUCAGCUGAGCUAUAAAAAGGCAUAGCAAGGGGGAGGGAGGGCUGCCGUGCAGUAGGAACUGUGCAGACACACACACACACGGGGAUCCAGGGACGGCAGCCCCUUGCACUGGGAUCUAGAGCCACAGCGCGAAAAAGAGAGUUGAAGGAAAACCCUCAUCUAACGCAACACAAUGGCAGACAAAAUUAAAGAUGCUAAGAUCAUCUUUGUUGUUGGUGGGCCUGGCUCCGGAAAGGGCACCCAGUGUGAGAAGAUAGUCGCAAAGUAUGGCUACACCCACCUGUCCUCUGGGGAUCUGCUCCGUGCUGAGGUGGCUUCUGGCUCUGAGAGGGGCAAGCAGCUCCAGGCCAUCAUGCAGAAGGGAGAGCUUGUGCCCCUGGACACAGUCUUAGACAUGAUUAAGGAUGCCAUGAUCGCCAAGGCUGAUGUCUCCAAGGGCUACCUUAUUGAUGGCUACCCCCGUGAGGUGAAGCAGGGCGAGGAGUUCGAGAAGAAGAUCGGCAAACCCUGCAUGCUGCUGUACGUUGAUGCCAAAGGAGACACCAUGGUCAAGAGGCUUGUGAAGCGCGGUGAGACCAGUGGCCGUUCUGAUGACAACGAGGAGACCAUCAAGAAGCGCCUGGACUUGUAUUACAAAGCAACUGAGCCAGUCAUCGCCUAUUACGAGGGCCGUGGCAUUGUCAGGAAGGUCGACUCUGAGCUGACAGUGGAUGAGGUCUUCUCCCAAGUCUCCAAGGCUAUUGAUGCACUGUAGUAAAACAACAUAACUAGA